AUGCGUUACUCUUUCUACCUCGGAGCUGCGCUCGCAGCCUCCGUCACGACCGUUUCCGCUGAGGCCGGUUGCACCAACGACGGCGGCAACUGGUACUGCGAGGCCGUUGACCUCAUCAAGUACGCCGGCUUCAAGACCUCCGGCACCUACGAUGAGGUUUCCAGCAUGGACGCCGGCUCCAUGACCUGCGGCACCCAGUCCAAGUCCUACGACAGCGCUUUCGGCCCUCUCGGAGAGGAGCUGUCUAUGCACUUCCGUGGUCCAUUGAACCUGCACAACGUUGCCGUCUACAACUUGGGCUCCGAGACUUCCAAGCGCGACCUCAAGCCAUCCAUCCACGAGCGUCGCCACGGCCACUCCCACCAGCGAUUCCACGAGAAGCGCGCCGUCGGAGACAAGGUCGUCGCCACCAUCAACGGCCAGGUCGUCUCCUGGACCAACGAGUACGGUGGUGGCGCCCCCGCUGCUCCCACUCCUGCUCCCGGCUCCAACGACCCCCAUGUCAAGAGCACCGGCGGUGAUUCCUACGACAAGCCCAAGUCCCCAUCCAAGGGCAGCUCCAAGGCUCCCACCAUUCCUGCUGGCAAGUGGGGACGUGUUGCCUACUACAGCUCCGAGUCUGGUGAGAGCAACGGCCUCACUUUCUUGAACAACGAGGGUGCCUGGGCCAAGGGUGUCACUCAGGCCUUCGGAUGCGCUCUCUCUCUUGCUGCUGAUAACCUCUUCGGCAUCGCCAGCACCCCAUCCACCCCCAAGGAAUCUUCCGUCCCCGAUGGCAAGGAGAUCAUCAUUAUGACCGACAAGCAGUGCGAUGGAGACAGCUGUGGCUUCACCCGUCCUGGUGCCACUGCCUACCACGGCUUCGGUGGUCAGGAUAAGAUCUUCCUCGUCAAGCUCGACAUGCCCUACACCGGCAAGCGCUCCGACUCCAUCUACAACCCCGUCGACAUGCCUGCCUUCUGGCUCCUCAACGCCAAGAUCCCGCUCGUCUCCCAGUACCCUCCAAACCCCAAGUGCACUUGCUGGCCCAACUGCGGUGAGUUCGACGUCCUCGAGGUUCUCGCUCCAGGUGACCGUCGCUGCAAGUCCACCUACCACACCGAGCAGCCUCACUCCGGCGGCUCCAGCUACUACUUCGACCGCCCAACUGAGCCAACCACCGUCGCCGUCGUCUUCAACUCUGGCGACAAGACCCUCUACGUCAAGGUUCUCAAGGACAUGAAGGACUUCCCCGAGACCCUCGACCCCGAGGAAGUCAAGAAGAUCUGCAGCGACGUCCCCAAGACCAACGUCUUCGCCCUCGCCUCUUAA
This is a messenger RNA of Nannizzia gypsea CBS 118893, 1311 nucleotides long. Its product is annotated as TOS1. Lineage: Eukaryota; Fungi; Ascomycota; Eurotiomycetes; Onygenales; Arthrodermataceae. The transcript is spliced from 3 exons. Gene Ontology annotation, cellular component: fungal-type cell wall. The coding region runs from base 1 to 1311 and encodes 436 amino acids. The record is from RefSeq and is a predicted model, not a curated record.